Molecule: messenger RNA, 1383 nt
Organism: Acanthosepion pharaonis
Lineage: Eukaryota; Metazoa; Mollusca; Cephalopoda; Sepiida; Sepiidae
Source: the annotation of a GenBank genome assembly
AUGAAGUGUGGGUAUUCGAGAAUUAUAAACAUAUCUAUGUAUCUGAAAAUUACUUAUCUAUCUAUCUAUCUAUCUAUCUAUCUAUCUAUCUAUCUAUCUAUCUAUCUAUCAACCUUUUCAUUAUCUAUUUAUGGCAGUAUCUAUCUAUCUAUCUAUCUAUCAACCUUUUCAUUAUCUAUUUAUGGCAGUUUCUAUCUAUCUAUCUAUCUAUCUAUCUAUCUAUCUAUCUAUCUAUCUUUUGUGAUUGUAUUAAUAUCUAUCUAUCUAUCUAUCUAUCUAUCUAUCUAUCUAUCUAUCUAUCUAUCUAUCUUUUUCGAUGCAAGUCAAAGUGCAUCUUGUAUACUGAUUUUAAAGUUUGUUCAAAUCUAUGUUCAUUUCUUUCUUUCUUUCUUUCUUUCUUUCUUUCUUUCUUUCUUUCUUUCUUUCUUUUAUUUUGUCAUUACGAAGAAAUGUUCUACCAUUGUGCUCUUACUGUUCUGUUUUCUCUCUUUUGUAGAUACGAAUGGAAUCCUUUUCGUCUUCGAGUCAGACGGCUAUGACUGGGCCAAUCAUCUUUCAUCACUUCUUAUUAACGAGUACAACAUUCCAUGUUUCAUAGAUCACUGGUGGAAUCUCACUGAACAGAUUGCAUCAUCCUACCAGGUGCAUGUACUUUUGCUCUCACCUCUAAUGGAACCCCAAACCAGACACAAGAAAUUCUCCUACCUUAGAAACGAGUCACAAUCGUCGUUACUCUUAGAAUGCAAUGUCAUCUCGAAUGAACUUCAAAUGUCUCGGUGGGCCAGAACAAAAGCGCUUGAUGUCACUUCGGAGGUACAGCGGGACAUAUUAGUAACACUUGUGGAAAUGUACGAAAUGGAAACGAAUGACCAUGACGGUUUUAAUUCGGAAGAACUUGUUCACAUGGAUAUUGUACCAACGCAUUUAUAUCCGGGAGAGAAAACAGUUCACAUAUUGUUCAGCACACUACCUCAAGGCGACGUCACAAUUAGGCUGGAAGGUAUACCGAAACGCUUGCCAGCAAAGAGGUACACACAAAACACGUAUACGUGUGAAUUGCCAGAGGUUGAAGGAGGGCAAAAAAUAAUAUCGGUUUAUAUGGAGGGAAUCUCCCAUUCUGUGUAUUCGACGAGAAUCAGAGAUAGUGGGUUUUCGGCAAAUGACGGGAAUUUUUAUGAAUCAAUUAAUUGUGAAUAUCAACGUUUCAAUCGACGUACCUCAGAGGGAGACAAUAUGGUUCAUCAAAGUAUGCUGUUCUCAGACGCUUUAUGCAGGAAACCACCUCUAAGGAGAUCUAAAGCUCUACCUCGCAGAUUAUCAUUGCCGGAAUCAGAAGCAAAACCAAGCCGAACAGAUGUAAGUAAUACUACGUGUAAUUUCUAA